UAGCUUAUCAAAGUCAGCUUAUCGCACAGCUGCAACAAAAGGUUGAAACUUAUGAAAAUUUCAACCAACAGCUUAUGCAACUAUGGAGAGAAAAUAAUCAGCAAGAUGAAAAACUACCUGAGGACACAGACAUUAAUGAUUCUAUCCUGACUCCUAAAUAUGUGUAUGCUAUUGAUACUCUUAUUCCUUAUGAAGAGUAUACGACCUUAAAAGAAACAUCA
This is a messenger RNA of Ambispora leptoticha, 221 nucleotides long. The record is from the annotation of a GenBank genome assembly. Lineage: Eukaryota; Fungi; Glomeromycota; Glomeromycetes; Archaeosporales; Ambisporaceae.